Messenger RNA from Onychostoma macrolepis, 2545 nucleotides. It is a transcript of the gene ciao3, whose product is annotated as nuclear prelamin A recognition factor-like. Gene Ontology annotation, cellular component: cytosolic [4Fe-4S] assembly targeting complex. Bases 43 to 1734 code for a protein of 563 amino acids. Gene Ontology annotation, molecular function: 4 iron, 4 sulfur cluster binding. NCBI's taxonomy places the organism in Eukaryota, Metazoa, Chordata, Actinopteri, Cypriniformes, Cyprinidae. Gene Ontology annotation, biological process: iron-sulfur cluster assembly. The record is from RefSeq and is a predicted model, not a curated record. The transcript has 13 exons.
AGCUGUGGGAUACGCUGGUUAGCCCAGAAAUUACCACCUUGUAUGAUUUGUGAAGCAUCAUUUGAUGUUGAUGCACGUGUACUUGGAGACCCACGAGAACUGCGAUCCUCACCUGGGACUAAAGAAAAUUUUCACCACGGCAACAAUCACCAAGCAGCCCACGAUCAACCUCAUAAACUUCUGAGAGUUCAUGUCUGCUUCUGUGCAGAGCUACUUUCAAGCGGCCUACGAUUGGACAGUUUAGAAGUCAUUCACAGAUCCCUGCCAACCACUUCACACACAGCAGCAGCAAAAGCAAUGGCGUCGCAUUUCAGUGGAGUGCUUCAGCUCACGGAUCUGGAUGACUUUAUUACUCCAUCUCAGGAAUGUGUGAAGCCUGUAAAGGUGGAAAAGAAGCAGGGCAGAUCUGUGGCUAAAAUCCAGAUAGAAGAUGAUGGCAGUUAUUUUCAGGUCUAUCAGGAUGGUCAAAAGGAAAAGUUGGAGAAAGCGAAGAUUACUCUAAACGACUGUCUGGCUUGCAGUGGCUGCAUCACAUCUGCGGAGAGUGUCCUGAUCACCCAACAGAGUCACGAGGAACUGUAUCGCGUGCUACGUCAAAACAAGCAGGUCAGCAGUAGCGAGCAGAAGGUGGUGGUGGUGUCUGUGUCUCCUCAGUCGAGAGCCUCUCUAGCAGCACACUACAGUCUCAGUAGCAGCGAAGUGGCUCGUAGACUCACCAGCUUCCUGAAGAACUUGGGUGUCCAUCAUGUGUUUGACACCAGCUUCAGUCGCUCAUUUAGCCUGUUAGAAAGCCAGAGGGAGUUUCUAGAGCGAUUCAGACGGAAGGAAGUAGACAAGAAGGCUCUACCGAUGCUGGCGUCUGCCUGUCCAGGCUGGAUUUGCUAUGCUGAGAAGACUCAUGGUGAAUUCAUCCUCCCGUACAUCAGCACGACCCGCUCGCCACAGCAGAUGAUGGGUUCUCUAGUCAAGGGCUAUUUUGCCUCUCAGAAGGGUGUUUCACCACAGAAUAUCUACCAUGUGACCGUGAUGCCCUGCUAUGAUAAGAAACUCGAGGCUUCCAGACCAGACUUCUACCUCAGCGAUUACGAGACCAGAGAGGUGGACUGCGUCAUCACUUCAGGUGAAGUUCUGAAGAUGUUGGAAGAAAAGAAUGUGUCCUUGAGGGACGUGGAAGAAGUGACACCUUUAGACACGAUGUUCAGCAAUGUAUGUGGGGAGGAGCUGCUGGGUCACCCAGGAAGUGGAUCAGGAGGAUACCUUCAUCACAUCUACAAACAUGCUGCCAAACAGCUGUUUGGAAUUGGAGUAGAUGAGCUCACUUACAAGACAAUGAAAAACAAGGAUUUCCAGGAAGUCACUCUAGAGAAGGACGGUCAAAUUCUGCUGCAGUUUGCUGCCGUCUAUGGCUUCAGGAACAUUCAGAACCUGGUGCAGAAGCUGAAACGCGGAAAGUCACCUUACCACUUUGUAGAAGUUAUGGCAUGUCCGUCAGGAUGUCUGAAUGGCGGCGGUCAGCUGAAGCCUUCAUCAGAUCAAACUAACAAAGAGCUGCUGCAGCAGGUGGAGGAGUUGUACCGCGGUGAACGUACCUCAGUGCCAGAACAGGACUCGCGAGUGGCUGAACUCUAUCAGAGCUGGUUAGAGAGCGUGGGAGAGGAGAAAGCCAGACUGCUGCUGCACACGCAGUACCACGCCAUAGAAAAAAACACCAGUGGACUCGGUAUAAAGUGGUGAGGAGCCAAGAGACUCCGAACUGUUUGUUUCUUUGCCUUCCAUUAAAUGUCUGUCGCAGCGAAGUUAAACUUUAACAAGUCAAACUAUAAGAUGCAUUUGACACUACACCAGCUAUUAACAAAUGUGAUUGUUUGAAAAGACAGGUGAAGUUACAUUUUCUGCAAAUAUGCUUCUAUAAGGUAUCUGCUGAUUAAAGUUGAGGUCAGACUACAAAUCAAGUGUUUCAUAGCAGUAGGCAAUUUUUCUAUGUCCAUGAAUGUUGCCUUGUUGUUGUUUUUUUUCUUUCUUUAAAUUGUGAAUUUAUUUCUUGGAAAGUGUUGAAUGCACAAGAUGUAAUGGAUGUUACUAUGUAGUAUGCACUGAAAAUGAUAUUUUUUGUCUUCUUUUUUAAGAUAUAUUUUGAUUUAUGAAGAUAAUAAAUAUAUGAUUGAAUGUUAAAAAAAAUGCAAAAAAAAAACAGUAUUAAAUAUUAAAGUAUUAAAGUUAAAUUAGUCCUGCUAUUAUUAAUGUGCAAUUAUUAUAAUUUUAGGUAACACUUUACAAUAAGGCUCAUUAGUUAACGUUAGUUAAUAACAUUAGUAAACAUGAACUAAGAAUGAACAAUACUUCUACAGCAUUUAUUAAUCUUAGUUAAUGUUAAUUUCAGCAUUUACUACUGUAUUAUUAAAAUCACAAGUUGUGUUUGUCAAGAGUUAAUGCACUGUGAACUAACAUGAAUAAACAAUGAACAACUGCAUUUUCAUUAACAAAGUUUAAUAUAGUGUAAUAAAUGCAUAGUUCAUCGUUUGUUCACGUUAGUUAAUAUUUUAUU